Molecule: messenger RNA, 414 nt
Organism: Penicillium pulvis
Lineage: Eukaryota; Fungi; Ascomycota; Eurotiomycetes; Eurotiales; Aspergillaceae
Product: mitochondrial 54S ribosomal protein mL43
Exons: 3
Coding region: 1-414 (137 amino acids)
Biological process (GO): mitochondrial translation
Cellular component (GO): mitochondrial large ribosomal subunit
Molecular function (GO): structural constituent of ribosome
Source: RefSeq, a predicted model, not a curated record
AUGCCAGUCAAAGGACUCCGAACAGUUACGACGGCCCAGAACGGCGUCGGCGCCUUCAUUCACCAGUGCAAGCGCCUUGACUUUCACUACUGCAAAUAUGGCGGCAGCUCACGGGGCAUGCUUGCCUUCCUGACCCAGACCCUCCCCAACUUCGCCCGCGAAAACCCUCAGAUCGAACUCCGAGUAGCUCCCAGACCCGGCAAGCACCCCGUCAUCAAGGGUCAAUACGUCAAUGGCCGUGAGAAGGCAAUUUGUGUGCGGAACCUCGAACCCAUCGACAUUCUCAAGAAGGCGAUGAUUCUGAAGGAUGCAAGCGGAGACAAGUUGAAGCGGACCAAGAAGCCAGUGACAAGUAUUAACGAGAGUGUGCGUGGUAUCUGGUCACCGUACCACGGUGAUCUGCGCGGUGUAUGA